GGACCCGGACAGAAGACGUCUCGAACCCAUUUUGAUUGAGAAACUUGGGGUCCCAGGGAUCAAGCAGGCGAGUUGACUGAUAUAUGUCAAUCCUGCCGCAGGAUGUUGUCUCCAGGUGUGGAAACUGAUACGACUGCGGAGGAGACAGCGCUGAGCACCCCAAACGAAGGUGCGGAUAUACCGGCCAGCCUCGACAUACUAGAGGAGCAGAGGCCGGUGAAGCAGUCCCUGGGUGCAUCCAUGUGCCGUGAGAUGCACUGGCGCUGCCUUCUUCUCUCUCUGCUCAUGUACAGCUGCAUGGGUACUGUGGCUUGGUGUCAGCUGGCUCGUGUCACCAAGCUGAGCUUUGACUCCUCUGGCUCCUCCCUGACUGCCUCCAUUAGCUCAAGGCAUGGCGUGGGAGGGCGCUCCAUGAUCUACCAUGACAGUCCUUGCUCAGACGGGUACAUCUACAUCCCCGUGGCCUUCCUGCUCAUGCUGUACAUGGUCUACCUGAUGGAAUGCUGGCAGUGCCGUGCCCGCAGCGAGCUCCAGUACAAGGCCAACGUGGACAACGUCUACGAGAGGGUGCUACGCAUGCGGCAAGCCCGGCCGUGCGUCUGGUGGAAGGCCGUCAGCUACCACUUUGUACGGAGGACAAGGCAGGUGACGCAUUACCGCAACGGAGAUGCCCACACCACCACACAGGUCUAUCACGAGCGUGUCAACACUCACGUGGCAGAAGGAGAGUUUGACUACAGCCGCUGCGGAAUGAAGGACGUCUCACGGGACCUUCGGGGGCUGGAGGGCCAUCCAGCAACAAGGUUUCGCUUUAGCAAGUGCUUUAGCUUUGCAGGGGCAGGGCCAGAGAAUGCCUACCUCAACCAACGGGCCAGGUUCUUCUCGGAACUCGAGGGCCUGGAUGACUAUAUGGAAGCCAGAGAAGGCAUGCAGCUGAAGAACGUUGACUUCAAAGAGCACCUCAUAGCCUAUGUGGAUCCUGACCAGUUACCCUGGUAUACCUCUCAGGUUGCUUUCUGGCUGGCUGCUUUCCUUAUGCUGUCCUGGCCCCUGCGGGUUUUGAUAGAGUAUCGCACAGCUUAUGUACACUACCAGGUUGAGAAGCUCUUUGGAUUGGAGUACAGCCCAUCUCCAGAAGAGAUUGCUCCUGCUCCUCCCAGGAACAGCUGGUGCAGCAACCCCGGAGGAGAAACUGUGGACAGCACUGAGCUAGAAUGGCACAUUCGCUCCAACCGUCAGCUUAUCCCCAGCUACUCAGAGGCCAUGCUGAUGAACUUGGGGAACUCAAGGUGUGCCCAGGGUGACAGCAGGUCCUCCAAUGACUUCCUGCUGGAUGACCCCCAAGCCCAGGGCUAUGGUGCCUUGGCGCGAGACUGUGAGCACUGCCAUCAGCUUGGAGGAGGGCGGCGGGCCACUGUUAGCUCCAGCUGCUCCUCCAUCUUCUCUCGCCACACAUUGCACUCGCAUGUGUCUCUGGAUACCUCCCACUUCUCGCUGUGCCGCAUGUAUGGUUCUGGGCGCACUGUGGAGCUGUGGCGGAGUCGUAGCAGCACACUGACUGAGCGUUGCUGCCCAGAUGAGAGGUGUAGCCGCUCAUCCUCCAGCCAACUGGCCCUCAAUGACAGCCCGCCCAACUACCAGGAUGCCCGCUUCUUCCCUGUGCUCAUUGUGCACAGGCCAGAGGGCUGUGGGGACCUGUCAGAAGCAAGGAGGUACUACGUCCGCAGGGGCUCAUGCUGCUUGGAGACUUCCCUUUGAAAUGGCACAUGUAAUAACUUUAAUAGAAGAGAGACGUAUAUGAAAGUGAGCAGUAUGACUUCAUCUCAUUGAUAUAUACCAAAGCUGAACUACGAGGAAACUGGGCCAAUGCUAUGUGAGGAUUCAGAAAUCGAUGAAGGCUGAAAUUGAGGCAAUGCACUUUGGUAAACUUUGUGUUGCUUUAAUGCCCAAUACAGGAGAAAACUGAAUGUGGGAACAAUAACAGCCUUUAAGAUCUGUAAAAGCCUCUAUGAGCUUUAACUUCUUUGUAAAGUCUUGUCCUGUGCAUUCAAGUAACAUUUGCCCUUUCAAGUCUUGAAUACAAACCCAAGGGCUUAAUUUAAAUGAACAGAUAUGAAACACAUGAAGAUCUUAAAAUUCCUUUAAAUUAUGUGUGUGUACCAAGAAAAUUGUAUAUUUGUACCACAAAAUAUCUGAGGUUUUCUUCAAAGGGUAUAUAGUAAAGAAAUAUGUUUAUGCCUUAUAUUGGCCCACCUGGUAAAAGUAUUGUGUUGGGGAACCUAAUUCAAAUCACAAGCAUGGACAAGCUUUAAAAACAUGAAAGAUAACAUGGCUGAAAAAAGGUUUGUCUUAAGCAAUGUAGGGAACUGCCAUUUACCUUCUUUAAAAAAAGACUUAUGAUAUAUGAUUUAACCUUUUUGACAACUAGAAUAAUAUUUAACUUUGUAGAAUUCACAGUUUUUAUGAUAGGGAUCACUUUUAAAUAAAAGACAUAGGUCAACAUCAUUCAUUUAUCCACUUGUGUAGUCAGUGUUGCUGUGUAGAACAAUUAUGGCCAUGGGUUAUAUUUAUUUUGUGAAAAUAAAAAAAAAAAAAGUAAAAAAAAAAAAAAAAAAGUAGCACUAUUAUGCAGCAUGUGGAGCAGUAAAAUGUGAUACAUUUUAGUUUCAACACUACAAAAAUGAUAUGUGAGUAGACCCUAAAUAGCUAUAAAGGAUGAAUGUUGCAUGGCAGUUAAUUAUGUUUGUUCAUAGACUUACACAUUCACAGGAUAUGCCUGUCAUCACUAUUGUUGUUAUGAGUUUUUAGACUGCUAGAUUAUCUACAUACCUAGAGGUUGUUUAAAUAUCAGUUUUAAAGCCACAAACACGCAUUUGUAUUGCUGUUUAUAUUCAUUUAAUAUGACCCAUUUUCAAGUAAUGUAACCAACUAAGAUGGUUGCGUCCUGUUUCUGAGACCAAAACCAACAUUACAUUGCCUUAUGAUGAAUCCAAGAAUUUUUAGCUGCCCAACAAUGUUAUGAGUGUGAAAGGUUAAAAAAGAAAAGAUGACGCAGUGACUGGCUUUGCAUUACAGGGGAAGCCUGUGUUAUCUCAAUCACCCUCCCAAUGUGAUAUGGUGUAGAAACAGAGGUCUGCAUUGAAAAUUAAGUUUUAAAGAAAAUUUGAAAACAUGAAUAUUCAACAUAUAUAUUCCAUAGUUAAGACAUUGUGGAACUUUCUGUAAGACUGUGGACAUUAAUCUGGACAGCUGAACAAUUCUUAUGUGAAGAAAUCAUUGAAUAUUGUCCCAGUGCUUCAUAGCAUUGUGUAGACUCACUGCACUCACUGCUGCAGGUUCAAGUGUCUGAUCUUGGCAUCUUAAUUUUAAAGGAGAUGUAGUCUACAAGAUGCAAUAAAAAAUAAAUAACUAUUUACGCACAGGCCCUCACUUUUAUGUUGUAUCAUGUUUGUCUUUUGUAAUAUUGCCUGUCAUCAUCUAGGCCAUGUAUGAUUAGGUAAAAAAAACAUCACUAAGAGAAAUGGCAUACGUUUUCAUUUGGUAUUAUUUUUUUAAUUAUAUUUUGAAGCAGAUUGCUUGGCUACAACACAAUUUCUCAACACAGUUUCUCGGCUAUGGUUAUGAGCAAAUAAAGGUAAAUUAAGACCUGUCAAAUGGUGCAGCUAAAAUGGCCGUGACUGUUAAAAAGAAUGCCCAAAAUAAA
Electrophorus electricus (electric eel) is the source of this 3703-nucleotide messenger RNA. Lineage: Eukaryota; Metazoa; Chordata; Actinopteri; Gymnotiformes; Gymnotidae. The record is from RefSeq and is a predicted model, not a curated record.